AUGGCAGAUGCUCCACCUUCACUUAAAAAAGUACGGGAUGCAUGCAAAAGAAGAGGAGCCACUGGCGCCAAAGGAUUAUCAAGGUAAAAAAAAGAUUUUCAGGGAUGAUUCUUUAGUGACCCAUACAGUGUCUACCUUAUUAUAGGAAAUUAACGUUUCGUCACCUCCAUCAGCGUGUAGAGGAACACAAACAUUCCGCAACUGGCAAGCAUUUCUUGGAAAAACACAACUUAAAACGGAUGAAUCUUAACACAAACUUUAAGGUCCUUAAGAAAUGCCGAGGGAAGCUUGAGUGUCUGAUCUUCGAAAUGCUUAUCAUCAGAAACAAAAGACCUACAUUAAACACUCAAGCGGACUCCAUCCAGGCAAAACUUUUUAUUUGAUUGUUAGUUUGCUCCAUCUUCACUCCGCAAUUUAACUUGACAGAUUCCUGACACUUUUUUUUCUGUGUACAUAUCACCAAUUCAUGCUAAUUUUUUUUGCAUUUGAUAAUGAUGACAUGGGGUCAUGGAAACAUCGUGUCACUUUUUUAUCGUUGAUUUUUCUUUUAAAAUUAAUGCAAAUUUCAAAAGAUCGUGUUACAUCUGUACACUGUAAUUUCUUCACCAUUAAUUAAGUGGAAGCAUUAAUUUCCAUGACCUUAAUUUCCAUUAUUUUGGACCAAAAUUCUGGACACACUAUUGACAUUCUUGACAGCUAAGAGAGGAGUACCGUAAAAUUCCAAAAGUAAGCCCUCGGGCUUAUAUUUUUCAAAGGCCCUUUUUGAGGGGCUUAUUUUUGGAGGGGCUUAUAUUUGGAGGGGCUUAUCUACGGAGCGAAAUUUGUGUCUCAAAAUCGAUUGGGCUAGCCUUAUAGCUGGAAGUAAAUUUACCGUUUUUGCUUUGUUUUACUUUGCAUUUGAGGGCAAUUUUCCAAUUAAAAGCCCCUGGGGGCUGAUAUUUGGAGGUGCGAUUUAACGGAGGGUUUUUUACUUUGCUGGUUUGGGGGGAGGGGCUUAUUUUGGGAAUUUUACAGUAUUUUAUCAGCGUGGAGAUCCACCAGUAUCAGUAAAACUGUGAAUAACCCUUGAAGUAGCCAGAUUUCUUUGCUUGACCCCCUUAUUAAAUGUUCAUAGGAAAGGGAGAGUACAAUGAACAAAGUUUCUGUUUCAGAUUAUAUGGUUAACUUUGUUCCCACUGUCUCAACAAGUUUUGUUUCUUUGUGAACCUCGCAUUAUUUUCCUUCAUUCCGAAAUGUGACCCCCUUUCUUUCGCAUUGAUUUCCUUUACUUGACAUCGUUGCCAUUAAAUUUAUGGUAAUUUAAGUUAUGUUAAUUUCCAAAACCUUAAUUUCAUUGAGUGUUAAUGUCCUAUAAUAAGUAGUGCUGUCAAGUCUCUUGGAUAAUCCGGGACACUCCAGAUUUUGGACUGUAUUUCCCGGUCUCCAGAUCAGAGUAUGAAAUCUCCUGGAUAAUCACCGAAGUUUGCCAUUAUUUUCUUCAGAAGACACGACUUUCUGACAAUAAAGUGUCAACUAUUUUGGGUUGUUUGAGCUAUUUAAAAUUAAUGUUAACAUUGAACAUUUUCUCAUAAACUCCAGUAUCCCAUUGUUAAUAUUUGAUUGGUGGGAAGUAAACCGAUCAGGUCAAAUGUUACAAUACCAACCACAUCUUUUCCGCACAUUUUGUGUUAUCACAAAUUCGUGGUGAUCAAAGUGAACGAGUAAGUUUUGCACAAAUGACAUCACGUGCCAUGCUUUAUGAUGUUAUCUAUCAUCCCUUCCCCAUCAAUUCUCAAUAUUUGAAGAUGUGGGGGGUUGACAGCCCUGAAUAAGGUAGUCACUUGCCUACAAAGAGGCAGCAUGGGGAGUGGUUAGAGCACUAAACUUGUAAUCAGAAUGCCCAUAGUUCAAAACCUGUCUUGACCUAUCAUGAGCUGGAACUACUUGUUUUGGUAGUCCCGUCAAACAGGAAUUAUUUUAUUUUGAGUGCACUAACUGUAAACUUGCUAGUCAAAGGCAGUAAUAAUAUUGAAAUCCAAAUCAGUCAUAUGAUAAUUAAAACCCCACAGGGCUGUUAAUAUGGGCCGGUUCCUUAGCCGGCUACUUUCAUCUCCUUCUACCAUAUCUGCUAACAAAAAAUAAGCACCAUUGCAUAAAAUUGUAAAGCAUCAGUUUCCCAGUUUUGAAUGACAUUGAGCACAUAUUUAAGCAGUUUAGAUCUGUGAAAUGUUUGAACCAUGCGGUGUUGUGGAACGCAUGGGACAUUUUGACAGCAUUGUUCCCAGUCUUGCAUGUAUUCCUACGAAACAACAUGGCAUCUGUGGUGGGAAAUACCUCUUGAAAACCCCUGCAAACGUGAUUUCAGAGACUCUAAAUUUCAAAAUGUCCCUAGAUUCCUUGGCCCUAAGAAACUUGUGUCUUUGGUUUGAGUUCCAAAGCUGCCUACAAUUCAUAAUCAGCCUGCUAAUUAAAAAAUUUUUGACAGCCUUGACCCCACCCUGCUAGCAGAGUCUUUCUUUCACUUGCUUGAUUUUGGUGUACUCAAGAAAGACUGCAUGAGUAGUAUCUCCUUGUACAUGCACUUGCUACAUGUUGCUGGGAUACAGGCCAAACAGUCACACGCGUCGUACAGCAGGCUCAGUUUAAUGACCAUCGCUUUAUCAAUAAAUUGUUUCUCACACUUAAAAAGACAGUUUGAACAGUGAUUUUGUUACAGUUUGCUAAUUGUGAGUCCUGGGACUCAUCCUGUAAAACAUCAUGAGUCCCAGUUCAAAACACAGUGAGUCCUUACUUUUAUAUUAAAAGAUUCCACAAUUCCCAUAAAACCAGACUAUCACGUUUUAAUCUGUUGUCCAUUAUCAAUAGCAUUAGCACUUAUUUCUGCAACACAGUCAUUAUUGUCAAUGAACUAAAAUCAAAUUACAGUCUUUCUAGCAAAAAAUAGAAAACAGUAAUGCUGUCACUGUCGGGAACACUCUUGGGUUUUUAGUUGUUUGGAGAGAUACCUAGCCAGUGUCCUCGAAAACUUAUCUAUUUUGUCCUGGCAUAGGAGAAAAACAGUUUUGGGUGGCAUUUUCGAAUUUUCAUAUUAACGUUAACAAGACAUAGUUCUUGAAGCUUAGAAUCAGUUAGAAGAAAGCUUUUUCGUACUACAAAGCACCAUGUCGGCCAUCAUGGUUCAGCCACGUGCUUUUUACAUAUGGCAAACAUAAUGAGUAACCACUCCAUCAGGUAAAUAAACAUGGCCGCCUUUGAAAAAAAUCUUAUCAGAGAAUUUGCAUGAAAAUAUGUUUAUCUGUUCAUCCAAAAAUUGUUCUUAACCUAUUUAACAAGCAGACGAUAUUACUCUUUUGUUUUGAGGUAGCUCUCAAUACAUAUUUAAAUUUUCACAAACAGGGCAUUCUUCGAAAACAUCUUUAGAUUGAUCAAUCUAUCGAUUGUUGCAUCUCAAAAGACACAAGCCAUCAAUAUUAUUAUUCUGCAUCCUUGAGAAUUUUUAUGUGUCAGGGACACAGGGGUAACAAAAUUAAGCUGUGGCACUGUGUCAGCUUCAAAGGCUUGGUGCGAUUCAAGGGGCUGUGUCAUGGCAGUCCAGUUCAUUUUGUUUAAUUUUGCCAGUUACUAGCCCUCAAUCGCUACAGAAAUUAAAGUAAGCAAAGAAAUUACAUUUAAUCACAAAAUCAGAGAUUCGAAACAGACAAAUAUGUCUCCUGAGCAUUAUUUUUGAAGUUGCAAACAGCAGAGAUCAGUUAGACUGAACAGUUAGACAGAACAGUUUUCAAAAACCCUAAUUUCAAUCCGUUUCAAUUGUCUUCAGUUUUGCCCAUCCGUGGCAUCUGUUGUGUUAUUUUAACCUUCCCUUAAUGUUUUAAGUGGUUAUUUUUACAUGUCUCUUAAUUUAAUGGGCAUUUUGUAAUUACCUAAUUAGGCUGAAUUUCAUGACUCAGCUCCUUUAAGACAGAGCCUCCUUCUUUCCUCCUUGAUCAAGAAGACAAAAGGAAGCUCUGCUCACAGAGUGUUAAAACCCCCACUGGCAUAAGAUAAACCAUACCAAUUACAGGGGCGGGUCUAGGUGGAGGGUGCCAGGGGUGCGCGCACCCCCCCCCCUUUCCCGAGAUGACCUGCCGCUUUCUAAUACAACUCGUAUUCUUGUGGUUUAUUGGUGUUGAAGUAGAGCAAGAGAUGAGUGCACCCCCUCCUAAAAAAAAUCCUGGAUCCGCCCCUGAGUUAGGUAUUCCCACAGAAGAUAAUGGCCAUGCUCCAAGCUGAAUAGGGAACUUAAGCACCAGACAUUCUUGAUUCAGAACGGCAUGGCUUGCCGCGCAGAACUGGAUCAGGGACAUGGUUUGCAUGCGAAAUGCAAAUCAUUAACCAUCACGAACACCAACAGAAUAAUUCAGUUGAAAAUGUCUGUCAAAGAUUUGCGUUAGGUUUUGUUUCUUUCUUACAAAAGAGAACAUGGUUUUAAACGAAGAAUUUCCACUUUUGUUUGACGAAUGUUCUUCGAAGAACCCAGAAUUUGAACCUGAAAACUCGCGUUUUGAAGUCUGUGACCGCAGCUCAAGAAUGUCUUGACAUGCGCAGUGGCUGUCAUGCGGCAAAAAUACUUCUGGUUGGUGUGCGUGGUACCAAGAACGUCUAGUGCUUAAGUUCCCUAAUGAUUUUCAAAGUCACCUUUUGGUGACUUGAAAUUAUAGAACAGUUGCCAGACAUUGAUCACCAUAAUGCAACACUACAUAAACGGUUUAAAAUCUAAAUGGCUGUUCAACUAUCACAGUCAAAUUUUGAGUUGCUAGACACCUCAGGACAGGCUUCAUACCUCAAUGACCAGGGUGAAAGAGAAGAACUGUGUAGAAACCAGAGUCUAUUAAUUAACAAUUAUUCCACGAGUGUGUAUUGGAUAUGAGAUGGCGGAUAGCCAACAAGGCACGUAGCACCAAGUUGGCUAUAAUCAUCUCAUAUCCAUCAAGGGCAAUUAGUAUAAUUUAUUGUUUUCUUAAAAAUGCCCACAAAAUAUCGAGAAUUCUUCCCAACUUUAAUUAUUGGUAAAAACAACCGAUUUUCAGCUUGUUUUUAAUUUUGUACAGUUACUAUUUUGGAGAGCAUGGUAUAAUAUACACUUAAUGUCAGAUCCCGAGGGAAACAGUUAGUUUUGUUUUCCCAAGAGUCCUGAUGUUUCCCGAGACGAAGUCAAGGGAAACAUCAGGACUCAAGGGAAAACAAAACUAACUGGUUUCCCGAGGGACCUGACAUUAAGUGUUUUGUUAUAUUUCUAGACUUUCACUUCAACAGCAACAAAACACAUGCAAUAACCGGAGCGAACCAAAACAGUCGACUCGGUACUCAUAACAACACAAAUUUAAUUCUCAAAACCACUGAAUGAAUGAUUUACAAACAAAAGUACUUUCCUCAUAUUAUCUGCAUCUUUUUCCUCCACUAGCUGCUGUUUUUCUUCUGGGAACUUCUGGGAUAACUUUAAAAAUCGUUGCUUUUUAGCUUGAGGCUUCGUUUUUGUGUUGUUGUGUUCAGUCACGAAAAAGAAAACUGGCAGGACCUGGCGGUGUUUUUCCCGCCUUCUGUCACACCACUUUCCACCAUGCUUUGAUCACGUGCUGCAAUGUAUCCCGAGCGGGAUACAUUGUUUAAUGUAUCACGAUCGGGAUACAUUUGAUUUUAGUCAAGGCCACGUGACCAAGAAUCAACCAAUGGCAGUCCCUGUUUCGUUGAGUGAAAGUCUAGGAAUAUAACAAUGGCUCAUAUACCAUGAUGGCUAAUUAAGCCAAUCAGAACUCUAGAAUUGCAUCAUCUGGUUGAUUCAGUUUUUCAUAAAUAAUAAUUAUUGCUUCGUGCAAAUGUUUACCUUACUUGACCUUUACAAAGGCUGUAAAUCACUAGUAAAUUAGUAAAAACAAUAUAGGUUACCAAAUUAAAUAAACUUCUGCAGCAAUUUCACUUACCAAAAGUUUUUCUUUCUUUGUGUAUCGUAGGGUGGUACAGUUGUGUUUAUUUUAGUUUGCAUUUUGCAGAGCUUUUCGUAUCUAUGAUGACGACGGUUCAAAAACCCUGAAUCGUGAUGAGUUUUUUACUGGUCUUCAGGAUUAUGGAGUUACUCUGACAGCUGAGGUAUGAACUGCACUUUCAUAUCACACUUUUGUUGCCUUUUGAUGCAAAAAAAUUAUUCAGCAGAUACAUUUAACUCCUAGUAAACCAGUUACUCAAGCCCUCGCUAACUUAUACUAAAGUCGACUUCCCCUGGAUUUUUUAUAUUAUUAAUUAUUUAUUUAUUUACAAUACUUUCAGAUUAUUAUAAUACAAUACAGCUGUACUUACAAACUUACAACUUUCACAUAUAAUAAUACACCUGCAGAACAUACACCAACAUUAAAAAAAGGAAAAAAAAGACUCGGAAAACAUCUACUUAGAAUACGCUUACAGUAUUUACCAUCUCACUAUCACAGGAUUUUUGUCUUGCAUUUACUGUAAUUUGACCCUAAGUAACUUGAAACCUCAAUAACUCAAACCUUCUGCUAACUCGAAGCAAUUAUAAUUAUCAGGGCUUGACACUAACACUUACCCGUUCACCACUGGAAAGUAAUAUUUCUGAGUGGAAAGUAAAAAAAGCAAAUGAACCAAAAAUACUUGCCCGAUCGGGCAACUACUUCUAGACAACGCGGGAAAGUAGUUUUUUUUAAACACCCAAAUAAAAAAGAAAAGAAAACGAAUGUGUUUAGUUAUUACAAGUGAGCUUCCUUGUUAAACGUCUAAGUUUCGCGUUUUUCUAUCUCCGUCAUUCUGGAAUUGUCAGUGACAUAUCGAGAAACCCUGGGUACGAAAUAGAUGAUGCAAUCGACUGUGCUCGCCAUUUUGCCUUUCACAUGUGGACUAGUAAAUAAAACAUGAGUGUUUUAAGCGCGCUGGUGAGGUUAACAAAGGAAACUCCGAAAUUGACCAAGAAAGCAACAAAGAGGAGAACAGACUGAAAAUCAAACAGCUGGAGCAUAUUCAAAGCAAGCGACGCCACGAUGGCUUAAGGAGUUUCCAUGGCUGCAAUGCAAGGAAGACUCGGAACAGAGUCUUAAUUUUGUUAUGUUUCUACUAUGGAUAGUGGAAAAUAUGAUUCUUUCAUUUUUGGAAAGUAAAAUUUUACUAUUAUGGAAAGUAAAUUUUCAUAUCUACUUUCCACAGUGGCAAGUUAUGUCAAAAGUUAGUGUCGAGCCCUGAUUAUUUUUAUUUCCCUGCAGAUCAUUUCUAUAUACAGUGAAACCUCUAUUAAGCAGACCCCCAAUUAAGUGGACACCCUCUAUUAAGCGGACACCAAGCCAGAUCCCAAAAUGAACAUCUGAUAUUUCCCUUUAUAACGAACCCCUAUUCAACGGACACCUCUAUUAAGUGAACCCGGACACUAAAAUAAGUUUUAUUUGGCUAAUUUCUAUUGUUAAAAACCUCUAUUAAGUGGACACCGGACUGAAUUGACAAUAGUAGUGUCGGAUUACGUCCUUGAAAUACUGUACGCACUGAAGUCAGUUGAUGUUUUUGCAUUUACAAACAAAUUAAAGUUGGUAAUAAAAGGUAAUGAACUUGAACUCUGGAUAGCUUCUUUAACAACAUGCAACUUUAUCACAGUACAGAGUAACCAUUGAAUGUUGAUUGUUAACAAACAUUGUGCAAUUUUUACAACCUCUGUCGAGCAGACACCCUCUAUUAAGCGGACAGUUGGGAAGGUCCCGAAGGUGUCCACUAAAUAGAGGUUUCACCGUAAUUUUAUCCUAAAUCUUGAAACAAAACUCAAACCACAUCUGUCAAGCACUUGACAAGUCAAAACAGACAUUACUGUAGUCCUAAACAUUGACUUUAUCUUAAUGCAGCUGUGUAUUCUUUGUUUUUGUUUUGCAUUGGCCAAAUUAAUACUAAAGGCGAAUUAUCCACAUAGACAGAUAAUCCAUCAGAUGACUAAUAAUGGUCAUCAUUUGUCUAGGUAUAAAUUUGUGGUAUAGUUACCAGUCUCCCCAAGUCAAACUGAAUCAUCAUUUCUGUCUAGAUAUAAAUUUAGAGACGGAUUAACUGUCUCAGAUCAGUGUGCAAAGAAAGUACUGUCCGAUAGCCCGGGGCUAGUGGAUUUUGCUAUAGGGCUAGAGAAUUCUGUUCUUAACUUGCCCGACGGGCAAGUGAAGUUUUUUGAGGAAUUCAAAUUACCGAAGAACUGUGAAAUCAAUCUGCUCAUCAAAUGCUUUUGGGGCUAGUUGAAAUGUUGUUUGGGCUAGUAAAUGUAAGCUCCAGCUUGCCCGAAUGGCAAGCUGUAAAAAUGACUUUUUUGCACCCUGUAGAUGAGUUACGGGUUAGUAGUACAUGUCUAAGAAACAUGAACAAACCACAAACUGUGCAACACCAUUAAUGUGCCACACAACAGACACAAAGUUAGUUUUUGUAGGUUGAUAUUGAUUCUUUGUAAUCCGUUUUAAAACUUUCCAGGACAAUAGAUAGGAACAGGUCUACUGAGAAGCAUUAGGGUCAAAAUGUUAUUAUCAUUUUCUUGAAAAAGUAGAUCGCUUGCCUUGCUUUGUUUUGUUUUGGGUCACGUUACUUUCCUUGAAUUUGCAUUUUCACUUGACUCCUCUACAAUAUUUUUAUUUCAUUUGAUUGAAAUGCACACUGUACAGUGACACCUUUUUUUCCCUAUUCAGGGGUUUCUUUAAAAAUUGAAGUAGCCAGCAGGUUUGAAUAGAGUAACUGACUGUGUAUCAGCAAGGGACCGUUAAUCACCUUUUUCUAGGGGAAAAGUUUGAAAUUUCAGAGCCGUAAAAUGUGAUUUUCAGCAUUCUGGGGACGAAAUGUGACGACUAAAAAGCGUUUUUUUUUUUUUUUUUCAUUCAAAAAAAUGUAGCUUUCAAUUUAUAUGUCCCACAGUCAAUUCCUACAAGCAAUGAACAAAUGAACAUACUUUUGCACGUGAACAAAUUCUGCGUAAACCUAUAAAAGAAACUUGUGAAAAAAAUGUCCAAAAUAUAGUGUUCACAUGACUUAAGCACAAUAGAAAACUAGUGGGCCCUUACGAAAACACAUCAUAAUUACGUUUUCAUUCAGGUUUUAUGAUAUAUUUCUUGUCUACAACGUUAUUCAAACUGGUUGCUUCUUCUUUGUAGUGUGAAGUCGCCAACUUUUCUGAGCAAAGUAGCCAAUGCAUUUCGUCGGCCGUCGGUGCUUAUUGAAACCCCUGCUUAUUUCCGUAAAUUUGCUUGGAAAACCCAAUAACUCAAAACACCCAGUACAUAAGUCAGCCAAUGACCCUUUAGAAUUUUGCACAAUGCAUGAAUGUUGAACAUGAAGAUAUACAAGUAUUUACUGUGUGUGGUUGAAGACCAAGGGCAAGGGCUUUCAUGAAGGAAAGGAAUGGGCCCUUUUGUAAUAUUUUGGUCAAAUGACCAGUUAACUUAAUACUUGUCAAGUUAGAGCUGUUCUAUAUUUUUCCAUGGGAAGAGCAUACUUCAGUUAACUAGGGCUCAAAAUUUCAGUCCAGUGUAGCCUGCACAAUGGUGAGAUUUUCACACUUACCAAUGAAAUGUUUCAUAUAGAGGUAAGUAAGCCUUGCCACCCAGAAACAUUUUCUAUUUUUAAUCUUUUGAAAAAGAAACAGAUGCUAUAUAACAUAACUUAAAGAAACAAGAAGAGAGUAAAAAAUGAAUUACUCUUAGCAGAAAAUGUGUGGCUUGUGAUGUGCAAGGGGGGAUUUUACGAUGGUAAAUCAGUGAAAAUUCAUGUGAUUACCAUAGCAAUGUUCCUACAUUUAAAUUCUUAUUCUUUUAUCUUUUUUCAAUCCAGGAGGCUGAGGAGCUGUGGGCCUAUUUUGACAGAGAUGGAGCAGGUGGAAUUAACAUUGAUGAGUUCAUUCUUGCUUUCCGGGUAAUUAAAUAAGUAAAAGUAGAGAGACAUGUAGCAGAUCCACAAAGUGGUUCUUCAUCUACCAAUCCUAGUGAAUUGAAAGUUGGAGAUGUUGGUUUUUGAGGAGGGGGAAACCAGAGCAUGAGAGAGAACCAACAACAAACUCAACCCACAGAGUCAAUGGCGGGAUUGAACUUGCGUCAGUCUCACAUUGCAGGUGGGAGGCGAGUUCUCUCACCACUGUGCAACCCUUAAUCUCAGGGCCAGCGUGCAAAGAAAGUAGUGUCCGAUAGCCCAGGGCUAGUGGAAUUUGCUAUCGGGCUAGUGAAUUCUGUUAUUAACUUUCCCGAUGGGCAAGUGAUCUUUUUUGAGGAAAUCGAAUGACAGAAGAACUGUGAAAUCAAUUCUGCUCUUCAAAAAGCUUUCAGGGCUAGUUGAAAUGACGUCUGGGCUAGUAAAUGUUAGCUUCAGCUUGCCCAAAUGGCAAGCUGUAAAAAUGAUUUUCUUUGCACCCUGAGGGCUCCCAAAACAUGUAACAUGUUAUGUAGCUCUCCAUCACCAUCCCUCCUUGUGUUUCCAAAAUGUUAAUCACAUGGCUUGCACAUUGUAGGACUUCAAAAGCAGAUUUCUUGUUGCUUUCGUUUUUUUCUUUCCUUCUAGGAAAGGCAACCAGUUUUUGAAAUGUUCAACACACCUUAAAAUCUGCUACUUUUUUGAAUUUCUUGUUGCCGUCACCCUCUUCAUUGCUUAGGCUUCCUAUUUUUUAAGUCCCUAAAAUUAAUAUAUGUGCUCCACACUCAGUCCUGGAAAGGUAGAUGUUUUUGUGGAAAUGAUUGAGCUAGACAGUGUUCUCCAGGAACUUAAAGCAGAGGGAGAAAAAAUUUAAGUAGGUGCCACUAGUUUGCAUUGGGGCUGGUUUUUCAAAGCUGGGUUAAGAUAACCCAGGGUGUGUGAAAUUUGAAUUCAGGUAUGAAAGCUUUAAAUGCAAAUUCACUCUUAAUUCUUUUUGUCUAUAAUUUGAUGAUUGGAUGCUCUAUAAAGAAUGGAGAAAAUUAUCUGAGAAAAUGCCUUUAAACAAAUUAAGAAAAAGAAACCCAGAUUUAAAUUUAACUCUGAGUUAGCACUAAUCAGCCUUCGAACAACUGGGCCCAGAUCAAUAGGUGAAGAGUACCUUUCAUGCAUCACACCCGUUGGUCAGGAAGGGCAUGCUUUGGGGACAUCCCCCUUGGGAGCCCUGAGAAGUGCAUUUAACCCUUUAAGCCCCAAUAUCCACAUACAAAUUCUCCAAACUGAUCUCUAUACAUUUCCUUCAUGGAUGGGUUGAGAGAAUUUGAUAAAAGAUUGAGGCAUUUUCUCUUAGGUGAUCAGUUUAGUAAUUCUCAUAACCUAAUCUCUGGACAAUCUAUGGAUAUGGUUCAGAGAAAAUUGAUGUUGGUCACCAUUGGGACUUAAAGGGUUGAGUGCAUUUUGAUCAGGGAAAGAAUUGUAGCCAUAUGGAUGGCACCUUAAUUCACCUACAUGUAUUUUAAUAAUAUUAAAACUUAAAUUAUUUAUGUUUGUUUUUGUCCCACAAAACUGUUGAAAAAACUUCAUUUUUGUUUGGUGUAAUGAACAGACUCGGACAUGAGUUUUUAUUGGUUUAGCCAUGAGCAUGAUACAUGCCACAAAACCUUAAUGGCUAUUUACUCAACCUACAGAAACCCUUGGAAGGUUCAAGGUUAAAAAUUGUCAAACAGGCAUUUAAAAAAGCUGACAAGACAGGAGAUGGUGUUAUAAACUGUAAGGAUUUAAAAGGGUAAGUUUGUUUAAGCCUGUAUUAAACGUUGGUCCAUUCUUUUGCAAAAUUAAUCUCAUUUGCCUGUUGUCUUGGCCCCGUUUCAAACGUUGUGCUACUGCUGUGCCGAACUCAAUUGAUCGAAUUAAAUUCGACUUUAGUACGGCAGUAGCACGACAUUUGAAAGCAAGUCGUGCUAAUGCCGUGUAGCGUGGCAAGCCUUGCCAUGCUACACGGCAGUAGCUCAACUUGGUUUCAAACAUUUUGCUACUGCCAUGCCGAACUCAAUUCAUAAAUUAUAAGCUUAGCACGGCGGUAGCACAACGUUUGAAACAAGCCUUAGUAUAUUUUCCCAGGAUGCAAGCUUUGAAAACUUCCUUCGCCUGAGCUCCAGAGCAAGCAAUUUUUCAUGACCACAUUUUCUGUUAUAAUGAAUUGAUUUUUUUUGUCAUUUGGAGUGGAUUAUUUUGAUAUUAUUAUAUAAACACCAAUGAAAUACCAGGUGAGCUUUCGUGCGAAAACUUGAUAUCUUCACAUGUGAAAAUAUCACCUUUGCUAUGGCUACAUAAUAAAUUGCGCCUUUCACACCUAAAAACUAUUAAAGUGAAAUGGUUUGGCAUUUCAUUAGUGUUUAUAUAAUAAAUAGAACAUUGCAUGGCCACUUGGAGAUGCGAAAUUUCUCUUCUCAUGUUGAAAAAAUAUUUCACUUGUUCGCUGCACUCACUCGUGAAAUAUUUUUCAACACUCGAAGAGAAAUUUUGUAUCUCCGCACGGCCAUGUAAUAUCCUCUAUUAAUCCUUGGUUCAAAUUCUGUUUUCUUUUGCUUUUGGGUAUGGUAAUGUAUGAUAAUAACAUGAUAAGGAGUCUAAAACAAAAGAAUAAUUAAAUUAAACCAAGGAUAAAAUUGAACCACAACAUGUACAUUAUUAUUUAUCAAGACAUAUCUUCACAAACAAGUUUUUAGUGGAAGUUAGUUUUAAUUAUCUGUCACCGUUUCUUGCAGAGGCUACAACUGCAGAGAGCACCCCAAGUAUAAAAAUGGAGAAAUGACAGAAAUGGAGGUAUUUCAGGAAUUUUUAAAGAACUUUGAGCCAGACCAGGGAAAAGAUGGACAGGUUGGUUGUCUUCAUUGAUUGAUAGUCAUAAAUAUUAAACGGGACAGGUGAAAUUUCUUGGCACAAUUUUAAACCAUAUUGAUAACUUCCAAGACUGGUGAAGAUCAGGAGUGCUCUAUAGUUACUGAGCUACAUGUACAGAGAACUCCAUGGGUUUCAUGGGGUGCACCAAAACCUAUGUCCGAUUGUCUAGGACAGGUAGAAAUCUAGUUCGGACGUGUAAACCUUUGACAUAACUUGUCUGUGGGACAAGCACAUUUUUAAGUAGAAAAAAUACAAAAACAGUUUAAAAUUGACUUCAAAUUUCAGUAAAAUUAAAAUUUAUCUUAUAGUUAUAAAUACAAACCUCAUACUUGACAAAAUAUGGUAAUCUUCCUUUAAACUUCGCCAUUCCACGGCCAUUUCAUUUUGUUUUUUCACGAGUUCCAUUUCAGGUGGAAGUCAAAAACAAUUUAUAAGGCUAGUAAUGUCAUUAGAAACAUUAAAUGCCCAAUUGUUUUUGAGUUUCAAGUUUCAAGUUUCAAGCAAAAGUUUUUGGACAGGAACUCUUAAGUUUCAGACAACCAAAUUUAACCCUUUAAGUCCCAAUAGUGUUCAACAUCAAUUUUCUCCUAACAAUAUCCAUACACUGUCAAGAGAUAAAGUUAUGAGAAUUAAUAAAAUGAUCACCAUAGAGAAAAUUCCAUGAUAUUUUAUCAAAUUCUCUCAACUAAUUCUUAAAGUAGAUGUAUGGAGAUCAGUUUGGAGAAUUUGUAUGUGGAUAUUGGGGCUUAAAGGGUUAAUAUAGUGCUUGUCCAAAGGACAAGUGGAUAAGAAAUAUAUUUUUCUCUUACUCUGUUUCACCAUUAAUUUACAAGGCCCUGUUACAAGGGGGUAAGGGCAAAAAAAGUUCCAUCCAGUUGUCCAGGACAAGUAGAUUUUCUUGCUGGGAAAGUAAAGACAAACAGGCAGUGGUCCCUGGGGCCUGUUUCUCUAAAGUCCCGGUAACGUUUUGGGUCCAAAAAUCUGUUUUGUGUUUGCAUCCACGAUCAAAGUCUCAAUAAUUUUGAAAAUAAUACAACAAAACUAUCAGUUAGCAAAGCAAAAUUGACUAGUUUGUGAGCUAAGAACUGUGCUACUAUUCAAUAGGUUUUGAUUUUAAAAUUUUCCUUCGUUCCCAAAAAGUUUCCGGGCCUUUUGAGAAACAUACCCCAGGCAAGCAAAAUGUGAGAGCUCGUUUGGACAAGCUGGAAUUCAAUUUUUUGUUAGCCCUGAAGGGGUGGGGGUGGGAGGGGGUGGGGUUAGUGGUUUAAAUCAAAAUCUGUGACAACAUUUUGCAAUCCUUAUUCUUGCAGCUUUUUGUAAGUCAGAGCAGUUAACAGCAUGUUUACAGAUUGAAUGUUAUUGUUCAACAUCUACUAAACAGAUUAACACUCAUCUUUAUAGUAAUAUUUCUUGUUCAACAUUGUUCAUAUAUGAUUAUAUGAUUUUCAUAUAUUCAUAACUUCAAUGUUCAACUUGUCGAAUGGCCUAUCUCAACAAUCAACAUGUCACGUAGUUACACGUAAUCAAGAGAUCAGGCGUUUCUGCACGAGUCCUUGAGAAAGUUAGGCAGAACAAGAGAAAUAAUAUUGCUGCGACUCCCUAAGAGAAGAGCAAGACAGUAAUCUUUGGGCCUUUUGCGGUUUCUUGUGUGUCCUGUUGCUAUUAAUAAGGCUUUGCAAACUGGAUUUGUUUGUCGGGGUGACUUUUCACGAGGACAUGUAUGUCCAGCAGUGUCAUCAUUAUUUUAUUUCAGAUCAUAACACUCUUAUUGCAUUAUUCUAAUACUACUAGUAGUAAGCAAAGGUUACGAAGUAUGGGUGACAACAAAAUGCUCUUGCUCCAACACUGCUUUGUGUAAUUUUCAUGUGAUAGAUGGUCAAAACACACAGAUAAGAUUUCCAGUGAUAGAAGGUCUACAUGCACAUGACCAGAUUGCCUUCUAUGCAUUUCAUUCAUUCUCAGUGGGAGUCCAAACAAAGCUGGCUACAUAAAGGCCCUGCCAGGGUAAAUUCCAACUAGCGACAUGGCCCAAAAAGUAGCGACAGCGCGUAAAAUGAAAUCGCGAUGAGACAACCUCCUUCGCCCAAAUUGUGACAGUGAUGGCAAAACCGACAAUAAGCGACAAGCAUUUAUAAACACUGACACGAGACGUUUUAAAAUUCAGACAGGUGACAUGGACCCCCCCCCCUGGCAGGGCCUCUACAUACAAGCCCGGGGGGGCACUCCCAUACAUUACCUAUACGGGUAUGUGCCGCCCAACGGGGUCGUGAUUUUGAAGCUCCUGAUUUAGAACGGAGUAUCCAUUUCAGAGGCGUUUUGUAGAACGGGGUAUAAAAAAAUGUGUAUCACAGCUUUAUCUUCUGCUUAAAAUUGUUGCUGGUUAUGAAGAAGCAUUUAUUUGAUGUAUAAGUCGAACAAAGAGAGAAACAUCUCUUUAAAAAAACAAGUCUAUUUCAAUUUACACACUUUCUGGAACGGAGUAUAAAAAAUUGGCCCAUUUCUAGAACGGGGUAUCAGUUUUAGGGCAAAUUCUAGAACGGGGUAUAAAAAAUUGGCCCAUUUCUAGAACGGGGUAUCAGUUUUAGGGCGAAUUCUAGAACGGGGUAUAAAAAAUUUGCCCAUUUCUAGAACGGGGUAUCAAUUUUUGGGGAAAUUUUUUUAGAAUGGGGUGGCAAUUUGGAGUCCCGGGCAGCACAUAUCCACCCAAAAAAUACCCAAGUGCCCCCCAGGGGGCAUACAAGAACGUGCCAUGCACGCAUAUAGGAUCGUACUAAUUUUGCACAUUAUGGCUUAACUACUAACUGACCAAUAAAACUAAAGGGUCUGUAAUUAACAAUGUAUGCUACUUCAUCAUUAUUUUCUCAGAUGAAGUGUUACUGCCAGCAUCUGCUUCCAGCCCUAUACUUACAAUUUGUAACCUCUAGUUAUAUUAUUGUUCUUUGGUAUUAAUUUUUAGGUCACAGAGAAAGAAUUUUGCGAGUACUACGCUUGCCUUGGGGCAAACAUUGAUAACGACGCCUACUUUGAUCUCAUGGUUAGAAAUGCUUGGAAGAUAUAAACAUCAGUAAAGCUCUUUCUUUGAGGGAGUUCUCAGUUUCAUUUUCUUAAUGCUUUACUUGCAUAAUUAUUGUUGACAAAAUUCAAGAAAUUUCCCAGAAUUUUUAUCAUAAAAUACCUCUCUCCUUUGAAGAAUAGCUUCAUGAUAGGAAAAUGAUUGCAUGGCAGACGAUGAGAAGAGAGAAAUGCUCUAUUUUCUUUCAAUGUCCUUCACAUUGUCCCCAAUAUUCUUUCUUUUUGUUUCUCUCUACCCAUCCUCUUACAGGGGUGGUGAAUGGUACCUCGAAAAACGUGGGUCUUGGAAAAAUUUUAACAGGAUCUCGAAAUCUCGGAAGCAUUUUUGAUAAGUCUGGAAGUCUCGUUUUUGCAUGGUUUGUCUUUACUUUUUUUGAGUCUCGAAACUUUUUACCAAAGAGUCUCUGGCUCGGAUUUCUAACUAGGGUCUCUGCGUCUCGGUGAGUCUCGGAUUUUACCAUUCGCCACCCCUUCUUACUGCAAAGGAGAGACUGCUGGCUAUAAGCUAAAUCACGAUAGAUCUUUUUACGGAUGCGGCAGCCAUAUUGAAUUUAUUAGAUUUAAGGAGUAUUAUGGGAUGCUCAGGGGGGCACUCGCUCAGUAUUUGCACGCGUUUUUUAAGCAAAAAGAGAACUUCACUGUAUAUUUCUCGGGGAAAAGGCGAUAAUUAUUUCAGUCCAAACACAGCACAAUGAUCUUUUUUUACCCAUUACAAUCUUUUUCUACGAAAACUUAAAGAGAGAUUGGCCCAAAAAGCAUGCCUAAAUCUGGAGCGAGUAUGUCAGAUCAUGCUCAUGCCCCCUGGGCAUCCUAUAAUACUCCUUAAAAUUAAUAUAAUAAUUCAAUAUGGCUGCCAUAUCAGUAAAAAGGUCAAUUAUCAACCGCUGUUCAAGAUAAAGGACCCCCUCCUCUCCUAAAGGGAGGCACGAAGCUGAACUUAAGAGCAGUGGAAAUUGUGCCCACUGCAGAGGAGAUCGAUAGAUAAAAUAUUGCAAAACAAAUAGUACUGUCUAUGUAAAAUAUGGUACUGUUAGAUUUUCAGUAUUUUAUGAUAUGAAAUCUGGAAUUUUUUAUUCUUGAAUUUGAUUUUAAGCAGUCUUUGGUUCAUAACUUUCUUCUGAGCUUUAACAAUUCCUCAAUAGGAAAUCAAUAGACUACUACUCCUCAAAAGUAUCUACUAACUGACAAAAGGCCCUUUUCACCCAUAGACACACGUUUGUGCCCUGGGAGAGCACAGCACACCCACACGGGCAGUUUCCCACAAAUUUCAUAUUGUUUUCGUAUUGUUUUAUCGUUGACAAGUCAGUUUUUCUAGAUGAAAAAGGAGAAUUUUUUAAACCUUUUUGCUUCUGAUUGUUUUAGCAGCAUUAAAGUAGUAACAGGAGUUGCAGCAUUUAAAUAGCAAAGUGAAACAUGAGAGCUCAAACACCAUGAUGAUCCUGAAAUGUGGUUUAUUAAUAUAUUGGUAGUUUUAUUGGGGCAGCAUAUAAUGUUAACUUGUUAAAAUGUACAAGACAUGUAAUGCUUUAUUACAGUUUUCAGAGUGAAACUUUUAGUGAAGUAAAGUAACUUUGGCUUUCCGCACUCAUCACCAAUGACAAACAACCCAUGAAGUGUAAGAAGUACUGCUCGAUUACGCAGUUUCUCCUUCUUGUUUUUACCAUGCUUUUGUGAGUUUUAGUUAAACAAAAUCGUUAUAUUUGCAGAGAAUCUGUCCAAUUUUGUUGUUAGAUUCUCUAGUCGCCUGCAUGUUUUAAUAAUCUUUAGUCAUGCUUGUAUCUUAAACUUAAAUUGUUGCUUGAAAUAAAGUUUUAAAACCUUU
Messenger RNA from Porites lobata, 17662 nucleotides. Lineage: Eukaryota; Metazoa; Cnidaria; Anthozoa; Scleractinia; Poritidae. The record is from the annotation of a GenBank genome assembly.